This is a messenger RNA of Owenia fusiformis, 528 nucleotides long. The record is from the annotation of a GenBank genome assembly. Lineage: Eukaryota; Metazoa; Annelida; Polychaeta; Sabellida; Oweniidae.
CUAGUACACAUCAAUGGAAAAUGCCAGUCAUUGAUAGGAGCUACAUGUAUCCCAGGGACUGUACCAGAUGAGUGUAGUUAUUAUGAUGAAUUCACAUCUUGCCAUGUACAUAGGAAGACCUGCCAGUGUGUGCCACAUUACUAUCUCAGUGGGGAUUACUGUAUGCCAGUCGUAGGUUCGGAAUGUGAAAAUAAUGAAUCAUGUGUGGCGCAAGUUGAGAAUAGCUUCUGCAAUGACAAGGACAUUUGUGAAUGUCAAGAUGGAUUUACAGAGCAUCAUGGGUUCUGCGAGCAGCUCACCAAUGUGCAUGGGUUUGACUGCUUUGACAGACCGUGGUUAUGUGAAGAGUUUGACAGGAAAAGUGCAUGUAUAGAUGGCGCCUGCAGUUGUAUCAACGGUUUUGACGUAAAUGAAAAUGAUGUUUGUGUCUCAGUGUUGGGUAGGUCUUGUUCAGAUUUCACAGAUUGCAUUGUGUAUGAUCCAAAUAGUGAUUGUAUAGAUGGGACAUGUUUAUGCAGGGCGGGCUAU